AUGGAAUGCGAAUUUGCUGCCACAUUGAAGUUAUUUAUUAUUAUACUCUCUGAGAGACGAAAAACAGUAGCGGAAAAAGUACUGCAAAAGUUGAUUAACUGGGCUCACGGAAAUGGACAUUUAACAACUCCGCGGCACUGCGAAGUCAGGGAAGCGCUGCGGGACCCCUGCCGUGCCCUCUGGCCACCGGCGCCCCGGCACCGUCACUGGCCGAUACCCGGCUCGUCGCUCCCGGCCUGCGGCCCGCCCCCGUCCCUCCGCGGCAGCGGCUCCAUCGUGCCCGCCGCCCCGCAGCAACAGGCAGGACGAGGAGAAAGCGGCCCCCGGGAGCCCGCACCGGCCCCCGCCGCUCCCAGUGCCGCCGCUCCCACAGCGCAUGCACCGAGUGCCCCCCCGUUCUCGGCUGUGCCCGAAGAGACACCGGUCGACCAAGAGAGGGGAACCCGUGACCCCUGCUGUCGACCACCUUCCCCCGACAAUGUUCCGCUGCCAGACGAAUUAGAGGAGGACCCAGUGAUGGAGCAGAACCCACGGCAGAAUCCACAGCAGAACCCACGAUUGGUUUAA
Hirundo rustica (Barn swallow) is the source of this 567-nucleotide messenger RNA. RefSeq lists its product as uncharacterized. The transcript has a single exon. The record is from RefSeq and is a predicted model, not a curated record. The coding region runs from base 1 to 567 and encodes 188 amino acids. NCBI's taxonomy places the organism in Eukaryota, Metazoa, Chordata, Aves, Passeriformes, Hirundinidae.